Messenger RNA from Raphanus sativus (radish), 990 nucleotides. Its product is annotated as protein ALP1-like. The transcript is spliced from 2 exons. NCBI's taxonomy places the organism in Eukaryota, Viridiplantae, Streptophyta, Magnoliopsida, Brassicales, Brassicaceae. The record is from RefSeq and is a predicted model, not a curated record. The coding region runs from base 1 to 990 and encodes 329 amino acids.
AUGUAUGAAUCUGAUCAGCAGUGCUAUGAUAUUCUUCGGAUGCAUCAGAGAACUUUUAAAGCUUUGUGUAAGUUGCUAACUGAGCAAUAUGGAUUGAAAGAGUCUCACAACGUCUACCUUGAGGAAUCUGUUGCAAUGUUUCUUGAGGUUGUUGGUCAAGACAAGACUAAGCGGGUUAUUGCUUCAAGGUAUCAAAGAUCAUUGGAUACGGUACAAAGGAAGCUUGAUGAUGUCUUAUGUGCUCUUCUCAAGUUUGCAGCAGAUACACUAAGACCACAAGAAGGCGAGUUUGAAAGAGUAAGUCCUGUUGUGAGGAAUGAUCGUCAGUAUUGGCCUCAUUUCAAAGAUUGUGUCGGAGCACUUGAUGGAACGCAUGUCCCGGUUCGUCCUCCAAGUCAGAAUGCAGAAGCAUAUAAUGGUAGAAAAGGAGUUACAAUGAAUGUUCUCGCCAUAUGUAACUUCGAUAUGAAGUUCAUAUAUGCAUAUGUCGGAGUACCUGGUAGAGCACAUGAUUCAAAGGUCUUGACUCAUUGUGCGAGGAAUGAGGCUUCUUUCCCACAUCCUCCUCCUGGAAAGUACUACCUAGUUGAUUCCGGAUACUCGACCAGGACAGGGUAUCUUGGUCCGCAUCGUAAUAUGCGAUAUCAUAUUCCUCAAUUUCAGAGAGGAGGACCACCAGUUAGUGCACGAGAGCUGUUUAACAAAAGGCAUUCAAGUCUGCGAUCAUACAUUGAGAGGACAUUUGGAGUAUGGAAAGCAAAAUGGAGGAUUUUGGACCGUAAGCAUCCAAAGUAUGGUCUGGUCAAGUGGAUUAAGUUGGUGACAGCGACGAUGGCAUUACACAACUUCAUACGUGAUUCACAUCGGGAUGAUCAAGAUUUUUUAGAAUGGGAAAAUGUUGAUGUUGGAGUAGAAGAAGCUCAUGAUGCAAUGGAGGCUUUGCGUGAUAACAUCACAAAUGGAUUUGGUAGAGGUCGUUUACCAUAUUAA